This is a messenger RNA of Bombina bombina (fire-bellied toad), 3635 nucleotides long. Its product is annotated as cartilage oligomeric matrix protein-like. Lineage: Eukaryota; Metazoa; Chordata; Amphibia; Anura; Bombinatoridae. Gene Ontology annotation, biological process: cell adhesion. Gene Ontology annotation, cellular component: extracellular region. Gene Ontology annotation, molecular function: calcium ion binding. The coding region runs from base 1 to 2256 and encodes 751 amino acids. The record is from RefSeq and is a predicted model, not a curated record. The transcript is spliced from 18 exons.
AUGAUCAGCAGCAGUCACCUUCAAACCAAGAAAACCAGAUCAGCAUUUAGACCAGGUUCACAUAAAUGUGAAAAUUGCAGUACAUGCAAAUAUAUGGUACCAAAAACUGAAGUGAUUGACAGGUUUGAAGUUAAAGAGAUCACUUUCCUGAAAAAUACAGUCAUGGAAUGUGAUGCAUGCGGUCUACAUGCCACUGGACCACAAAUCACCAUAACGGCAUCCAGAAACAGAUGUAUCCCGAAUCCCUGCUUCUCUGGGGUUUCCUGUACAGAAACAGCCACUGGUUAUCAAUGUGGAGCAUGUCCGACUGGUUACACUGGAAGUGGAAGUCACUGCACUGACAUUGAUGAGUGCAAGGCGAAUCCUUGUUUUCCACGUGUCCGCUGUGUCAACACCUCUCCUGGCUUCCACUGUGAUCCAUGCCCCAUUGGAUAUAUAGGAAAGAGGUUUCAAGGGGUUGGCCUAGAGUUUGCUAGAGCUAAUAAACAGGUAUGUGAAGAUAUCAAUGAAUGUGAAGGGGGAAAUAAACCGUGCCCUGCCAAUGCUGUCUGCGUCAACACAAAGGGUUCAUAUAAAUGUAGCUCUUGCAAGGCAGGUCAAGAAGGGCAGCAAACUUCAGCCUGCAAAACAGAGCGAAGGUGUCCAAAUGGAGAUAUCAGCAAGUGCCACGAAAAAGCGGACUGUGUCAUGGAGUGGGAUGGAACCAUUGUGUGCGUGUGUCCAGUUGGAUGGGCAGGAAAUGGACUUAUGUGCGCUAAGGAUACAGACAUUGAUGGAUUCCCAGAUGAAAAACUCAGAUGCUCUGAUGUGAAAUGCAGAAAGGACAACUGUGUAACAGUUCCAAAUUCUGGUCAAGAAGAUGCAGAUAACGAUGGUAUAGGAGAUGCGUGUGACGAUGACGCUGAUGGAGAUGGUAUUCCUAAUAUACAGGACAACUGCGUUUAUGUCCGUAAUGUGGAUCAGAAAAAUGCUGAUCAGGACAACUUUGGAGAUGCCUGUGACAACUGUCGUAAUGUCAAAAACGAUAACCAAAAAGAUGCUGACAAAGAUGGAAAAGGAGAUGUUUGUGAUGAUGACAUGGAUGGAGAUAAAAUUAAAAAUAAUGUUGACAAUUGCAAGAUAGUCCCAAACCCUGAUCAGAAGGACACGGAUGGUGAUGGCGUAGGAGACGUAUGUGACAGUUGUCCCACUGUUCGAAACCCUGACCAGGCAGAUGCUGAUAAUGAUCUUGUGGGUGAUGUGUGUGAUACCAACCAAGAUAGAGAUGGAGAUGGACAUCAGGAUUCAAGAGAUAAUUGUCCAUCAGAUAUUAACAGCUCACAGCUGGAUACUGACAGGGACGGCAUGGGGGAUGAAUGUGAUGAUGAUGACGAUAACGAUGGUAUUCCAGAUGUUUCACCUCCAGGGCCUGAUAACUGCAGACUUGUUCCUAACUCUGAUCAAAAAGAUUCUAAUGGCAAUGGAAUUGGCGAUGCUUGUGAGGGAGAUUUUGACAAGGACGCAAUAGUUGACAAAAUUGAUGUUUGUCCAGAAAAUGCUGAAAUUACUCUUACAGACUUCAGAGAUUAUCAGACAGUUGUAUUAGAUCCAGAAGGUGAUGCCCAAAUUGAUCCAAACUGGAUUGUGUUAAAUGAGGGAAUGGAAAUUGUCCAAACAAUGAACAGUGAUCCAGGACUUGCUGUUGGUUACACAGCAUUCAAUGGAGUGGACUUUGAAGGAACCUUUCAUGUCAACACAGAAACAGAUGAUGACUAUGCUGGAUUUAUAUUUGGUUAUCAGGACAGUUCUAGCUUCUACUCUGUCAUGUGGAAACAGAUGGAGCAAACAUAUUGGCAAGCAAACCCCUUCCGAGCUGUAGCUGAACCUGGCAUUCAGUUGAAGGCUGUGAAAUCAACAACAGGGCCUGGAGAGUACCUUAGAAAUUCCCUGUGGCACACCGGGGACACUGUCAAUCAAGUCAAAUUGCUUUGGAAGGAUCCCAGGAAUGCUGGAUGGAAAGACAAGACGUCAUACCGCUGGUUCUUACAGCACAGGCCGCAAGUGGGAUAUAUAAGGGCAAGGUUUUUUGAGGGUCCGGAAUUAGUAGCAGAUUCUGGGGUUAUUUUGGAUACGACAAUGAGGGGAGGACGACUUGGAGUCUUUUGCUUCUCGCAGGAGAAUAUUAUCUGGUCAAACUUAAGAUAUCGCUGUAAUGAUACGAUCCCUAAUGAUUAUGAAACAUUUAAACGAUCAGAAGGCCAAGGAUUGAAGCAUUAAUGCACUAAAUUAAAACCACUCACAUCCUUUUUUCCCCCCUCAAACUCACACAACAAGUGAUGUGAAUGUGACACUAUAUUGUUCCUUUGUAGGCUUUGCAUGGCAAUUUCCAAAAACAUAGAACGUCAAGGAGUAACAAAUGAGAGAAAAAAAAUCCUUAAAAAUAUAAAUAAAUGUGCUGUCAAGGUUAUUGCAACAUGUUUUUGGGAUAGUACACAAUACACAUCUGUAUUUGCUCACAUAAUUAAUAUCUUAACGUUUCAGAUAUCCCAACAAAUGAAAUCUGAUGACCCAUGAAAAUGAUCUAAAAUAAAAAAAUUAACAUGAACCUGGGCAUGCAAUAAUAAUGAAAGGACCAGUCAACACAGUAGAUUUCCAUAGUCAACAGAUGCAUUAUAAAAAUACAAUGCAACAGCAUUUAGUCUGAACUUCAAAUGAGUAGUAGAUUUUUUUCUGGCAAAUUUCAAAGUUGUCUAUUUACACUCCCCCUGUACCAUGUGAUAGCAAUCAGCCAAUCACAAAUGCAUAUACAUAAAUUCUGUGAAUUCUUGCACAUGCUCAGUAGGAGCGGAUAACUCAAAAAGUGUAAAUAGUUGUUUAAAAUUGCAGUCUCUAUCUCAAUCUUGUAAAUUUAAUUUGACUUGAGUGUCCCUUUAAACAUAUAUGUGCAAUUUGCCAAACUACUUAAAAACUCUGGCAUGUUUAUGGUAUCCCAUGAGUGUGUUUGCUGCUCUAAGCAAUAAAUGUCUAGUAUGUAGCUGGUUUAAGCAAGUUGCAGCAUUUUGAAGAAAGUCUGGGUUACAGAAUUUGUUUUAGACCUAUCUAGGGAGCUUGGAAAAAAGGGCAGUUUUUACACAAAAUUAAAGUAUUGUACUGUAAAAUUAAGCAAAAUAAAUAUUGAAUUGUAUAUUGAAGAGUUUUUUCUUAAUAUGGUUAAUUAUAUAUUUUAUAUUACAAUCUCAAAGCUAUUCAUGUCCCUUUUAAUCCUUUAAUGGCAGUGAUGUACUCUGUAUAUCACCUGAGGCAAACGUUUUCCAUGGCUUCAAGAGCACAGCUCUUGCCAACAGAAAUAUUACAGCCUUGUAAGCACUAUAAAUAGCUGCAUGCUGUCAUUAAGGGGUUAAUUUACUGGUUUACGUUGUUUUUGAUCAAAUGGGAAUAUAGCAUACCUACUUCUCCCCAUACUGCAGGCACUGCACAUUUGUUAAUGUGAGAUGUUAAUUUUAAUUCUCAAACCGAUGUUUAUUUUUGAUCUACUGACUUAAAGUAAGAUAUUUGCAUGUAACCCAAGAAAAAUAAAGGCUUUUAUUUAGCUACUAUUAAAAUUAAUAAUUGUUUUUCAAACAUAUUGUGGAGUAGAAUUCAAUAAAGUAAUUAUA